GGGGCCGGGGCCGGGGCCGGUCCGUGGCGGGGGCGCGGGGGCGCGGAUGGCGGUGGGGCUGCGCCAUGUUGCGGUGGCUCGUGGCGGUGCUCAGUCACUCCUGUUUUGUCUCCAAGGGCGACAGCAUGUUUUACGCGGUGCGCAAGGGCCGGCGGACGGGCGUCUUCCGCAGCUGGGCGGAGUGUCAGGAGCAGGUGCACAAGUUCCCCUCCGCCAGCUUUAAGAAGUUCGCCACCGAGGAGGACGCCUGGGCCUUCGUGCGCGCCGGCUUCCCGGGGCGGCGGCGGCAGCCCGAGCCGGCAGGGGCACACGAUCCUCCAGCUGUUACACAGGAAAGUAGCAGUAGCCAGAGAGGGGAAGUAGAAAUAAACGUCUUGUGUUGCAAUACAUGCAAAAGGCCACAUGAACAGUCUACAAACGAAGAACACAUUGCAAAGCGUGUGAAACACAAUGAGGUGUUCUCGGUGCCAACAGUCAGCGAAGAUAAAUUUUCAUAUAUGGGUGACUUUGCAGUUGUUUAUACAGAUGGCUGUUGCUCGGGUAAUGGCCGUAAUAGGGCACGUGCUGGAAUAGGUGUCUACUGGGGACCAGGCCACCCUUUAAAUACCAGUGAAAGACUUCCGGGGCGGCAGACUAAUCAGAGAGCAGAAAUACAUGCAGCCUGCAAAGCAAUAGAGCAAGCGAAGAGUCAAAACAUCAAGAAACUGAUUAUCUACACUGAUAGCAAGUUCACUAUUAAUGGUAUUACGAGCUGGGUUGACAACUGGAAAACAAAUGGCUGGAGAACAAGUUCAGGAGGAAGUGUAAUAAAUAAAGAAGAUUUUGAAAGACUUGAUAAUCUAUCAAAAGGCAUAGAAAUUCAAUGGAUGCAUAUUCCUGGUCAUGCUGGCUUCCAAGGAAAUGAAGAAGCUGAUAGACUAGCAAGAGAAGGAGCUAGUAAGAAAAAGUCCUGAUGUACUGGGACUAGAGACUGUUGCAGUGGAAGGAAAAGGACUGAUGUAACAGUGACAACUUGAACUGCUGUAAUUGUUUCGGAGUUGGAACUUUGAAUUGUACUUAUUACUGGCCUGAAGUGUAUAAACCAACUUCUGGGGUGAAAAAACCCCCACGUUUUCUUCUAUAGCAUUUGUUUUACAAAUAAGUCGAUAUUUAGUUGAUGAUACAGAGCGUUUGCUUUUUCUCCAUCUUACUGAAGGGCCGCAGUCAGUGAUUUUAGCUGUCUUGUAGACUUCUGAAUUCACUGUGGAGACAGACUUCUGAAGAAAUAAUAUUAAAUCUUUAUCCUAAGUAUUCUGUAUCUUCCUGUUAGUGAAAUAAAUUAAUUUUUUUGUACAGAGA
This is a messenger RNA of Phalacrocorax carbo (great cormorant), 1338 nucleotides long. Lineage: Eukaryota; Metazoa; Chordata; Aves; Suliformes; Phalacrocoracidae. The record is from RefSeq and is a predicted model, not a curated record.